AUGGCUGCUAAUCCUGGGAAUGUCAGCAGAUGGCUGGAAGGUGAUGUGGCUGCUCAGAUGUUUCCACAGGAGGAGGGAGGUUCUGCAGGAAACAGCGCCUGGGGCUCUGUGGACCAGAAAGGGGGGACCAGCAGAGCUCAGCAGGCAGAGCAUCCCCCUGUUGCCAUGGGGACCACAUCCACAGGGAUCCAAAAAUUCAUCAGGAACCUUUGCCUUAAAAAAUAUCAUAUAAAAAACCCUAUAACUAGAGAUCCAACCGGUGGUAAGGGAGUUGAUCCUUUUAAACAUACCUCCUUGAAAAAGAGAUCCAAAAUGUUCCCACGUAAUGAGAUAGGUAAAGAGAUAGCUACCUUUCAAAAAUGUGUUGAGGAUGAUAUAAGGAAGAUGAAGGUCAGACCACCUGUUAGAAAUAAUCUGACGAAACGGGAGAUCCAAGCCAUUAAGUCACUCCAGAAGGAUAGUAGGGUUACCGUGCGCCCGGCUGAUAAAGGCGGAGCUACGGUGAUCUUAGACACGGAUCAAUAUAAUAAGGAGUGUCUACGACUGCUAGCUGAUCAGGCCACAUAUAUAAAACUUAAGAGUGACCCAAUACAAGAAUUUGUUCAGGGUCUGGAGGAUCUAUGCAAGAGAGGAUUGGAACAGGGAAUUCUCCUAAAACAAGAAAUGGAGUUUAUUUUGGACACGGAGAGAAGGUUACCGACCUUCUACUGCUUGCCCAAAGUACAUAAGAGUUUGACGAAUCCUCCGGGACGCCCUAUAGUGUCCGGAAUAGGAUCCGUCACUUCCAACCUGUCUAGAUACAUAGAUCUCCAGCUCCAACCUGUGGUGAAAAAUAACAAAAGUUAUUUGAAAGACACCACACAGAUUAUACAGAUUGUGGAGGAACUAACAAUUGAACAGGACUGGAUUAUGGGAACUCUAGAUGUCCAAUCCCUGUAUACAAUUAUAGACCAUCAGCAGGGAUUGGAGGCAGUCGAACAACAGUUGAUAAGAAAUGGCACAUUUGAGGACCCCCAAAUAAAAUUGAUAUUAGAAGAUUAUAGAACCAGUAAGAAAUCACCCAUGGAUGAUGAAGGAGCCUUUUACACAUCUCUGACAUCAGACGAGCGUUACGUGUCUCCAGACUCCAACUACUUCACUGGGAUUCUUCAAAAAGGAGAUGGCGGCACAAGCUUAGACGAUGAAGAGUUCAGCUUUGGUUCCCAGUCUCCUCAAGACAUGCCCGUGUUUCAGUCUCGAGGUUUGUUUAGUUCAGACUCAGGCAUAGAAAUGACACCAGCUGAGAGCAAAGACGUGAUCAAAACAUUGUCUGAUCCCAUGGAGGAUGAUAAAUUAGAAGCUUACAAGUAUAUUGACAUCAGCAGGUCCCCAGAUAGCAACCCAAAGCAUUCUCCCGAGGCCGAUGAGAGAAAGCCAAGCCCCAGGGUAUAUGAUUCUUCUGAUGAAGACAGUAUACACGAGGGUGACACAAAAACUUUGCAAAAAGGCCAGCACAGUGACAAAGUAGGAGAAGAUCUGUCAUUUGCACCUUAUAUGGAGGAACCUGGUAACAGUAUGGGACUGUAUAGUUACACAGGAACCGGAAAUGCUAAAAGAUCUCCAGUGAAAAUCACUCUUACUGAAUCCUCUAUUGAUAAUGACUUUAUGGAAACCAGUGAGGAUCUGUCUGAUACAGGUUUAAAACCAGGGUCUGACAUAGUUCCGACUGUUAUGGUGUCCGAGCCGGAGGACGACAGUCCUGAGUCCCUUACUCCACCAUCUAUAGAAACAGAUGGAUUUACAGACCCAUCUGGCUCAGAGAAACAGAGUAAAUUCCGCAUAUCUGAAGAUGAACUGAUCAGCGCCAUAAAAGCAAAAGAGGCAACAAAAGGUUUUCCUUAUGAAGCAGCUGAAGAGCAGAAACCUCAUAGUGUUUACUCAGAAAAGCGAGAUUAUAAAAGCACGCCUGUGCUACCAGCUGUCCCGUCUUCGCUAGAUAACGAAGCUUCGAGCACUGAAUCUGGUGACUCUGAAAUAGAGCUCGUUUCUGAAGACCAGCUGGCAGGAGAAGAGGCCAUGCAGUCUGCUUACAUGACGUUCAGUCACAUUGGCGGCCCACCACCAUCACCUGCCUCCCCAUCCAUACAGUACAGUAUACUCCGCGAGGAACGCGAAGCCGAACUGGACAGUGAGCUCAUUAUUGAGUCAUGUGAUGGUUCCUCAGCCUCUGAGGAGAGUCCAAAGAGAGACCAAGACUCCCCAAUUAUGAAACCAAUGAUGGACAUUAUCGAGGAAGAAAACAGCUCAAGAACAGAAAGUUUCGAUGCCUCGGACUUUGACUCUUAUAGCUCUACAGAAAGGAAACUAAAUAUGGAGAACCUGGCCGAGUCGGCUGCCUAUAUGAAAAGCUCUUAUGCUGAAGGAAGAUCAGAUUUAUUAAUGAUCAAAAAAGAUGAAGGACUGCAUCAGAGAAAGUCGACAGAGCCAACGGUGUACCAAAGUAGAGUCUCUCCAAAACCGAGCACGGGGACCACAAGUCCAGUGACAUUGCUCAGUAAGAAGAAAGCUAUAGACUUAUUAUACUGGCGAGAUGUGAAGCAGACCAGCAUUGUCUUUGGAAGUGUCCUUUUGAUGCUUUUCUCCUUGACUCAAUUCAGCGUGGUCAGUGUCAUCGCCUACUUAGCCCUUGCUGCCCUCUCAGCCACAAUCAGCUUCAGAAUCUACAAGUCAGUCUUACAAGCUGUACAGAAAACCGAUGAAGGACAUCCAUUCAAAAACUACUUGGACAUUGAGAUCUCCCUCUCUCAAGAACAGAUCCAGAAGUACACAGAUUGCCUCCAAGCGUACACAAACAGCAUCGUCCGAGAGCUCAGGAGACUUUUCCUAGUACAGGACCUUGUGGAUUCAUUGAAGUUUGCUGUACUCAUGUGGUUGCUGACAUAUGUCGGAGCUCUGUUCAAUGGGCUAACGCUCCUCAUCAUGGCGGUCGUGUCCAUGUUCUCUCUCCCAGCCGUAUAUGACAAGUAUCAGGCACAAAUUGACCAGUAUUUGGGGCUGGUGAGGACUAAUAUGAACACAAUUGUGGCAAAAAUUCAAGCUAAAAUUCCUGGUGCAAAACAGAAGGAAUAAAUAGUUCUAUCUAGUCCAGUCAAUUCUUGGUAAAUUGUGGAGUGUAAUGUGGAGACAGCUGUGUUCUACACUUUACUUACAGAUUAUUGCACCAUCCUCUUUUCAACACUCUGUGUUUAUGGAAACAUCAAAAAAAUAAAUAAAUCUAGGAGCAGCCGUGAACCUGCUUCGACGCUACUAGAAUACUUGCAAUCAGCCGUGUCAAGCACUAAAGUCUAGUGAAGAGAUACAAAAAGUGUACUAGAUGUUUCAUUUUUGUGUUGCUUACAAGUGCAUGAUGUUGGAAGUAAAAUAUCUUCUUUUUUUAAUUUCUUAUUUAUUAUCCUUUUUUUCGUGUUUUUUUAUUUUUCUGCUAUUCUCGGCAGCGCUUCUAUAACUUAGUGUGACGUGCGGCUAAGGCUUCAUGCUUAGGGCAUUGAUGCAAUAGAACAGACUUGCUUCAUUGUCUCUGGGCCCGCUGGUUGGAGUUAUUUCAAUGAUAUAAAUAUAUAUAUAUACGUAGAACUGUAGACUAAUGUUUCGUGUUUUUCCAGCACAAGUGAAAUCAGUGUGCGGUACUUCUCUCCGUUUUAUUUUUUUGUAUGAAUUCAACUUGCAGUACUCCUGUUGUGAGGGAUUGGGAUAUCCGAUUUACAUGUACGGUAGACAGGUCCAGCUCGUUCGGUUUAUUACGAUUUGUAAUCCAUUCUCUGUAGUUUCUAGCGGACUUAUGGACUCUGAAUAUUUGCACUUAUUAUGUACCUGACACUGAAUGCAUAAAUAAAAUGUCACUAAAUGUAGAAGGUUCUCUUCUUGUUCAGCUUGUAAAAUGUUGCCAAAACACAUCGUACCAGUCCUGACAGAUGAAACGUGACGUUCUCAAUGGCGACAAGAGUUAUUAAUGGCGCGGAUAACAUAGUCACUGUAUCUAUGUGUUGGUGUCCUAACCAAAAUAUUUCAGUACA
This is a messenger RNA of Bufo bufo (common toad), 4052 nucleotides long. It is a transcript of the gene RTN1, whose product is annotated as reticulon 1. The transcript is spliced from 10 exons. Gene Ontology annotation, cellular component: postsynaptic density; neuron projection. Lineage: Eukaryota; Metazoa; Chordata; Amphibia; Anura; Bufonidae. Gene Ontology annotation, biological process: brain development; endoplasmic reticulum tubular network formation; neuron differentiation. Bases 1 to 3108 code for a protein of 1035 amino acids. The record is from RefSeq and is a predicted model, not a curated record.